GUUAUGAAAAUGUAGUCUGGAGUCUGGUACUAUCUAACGUGGAUCAGCAAAUAUUUGGGAUUGAUCUGUCAAUAGUGAAAAUCUGGGAGCUAAACUGAACUUUGGCCAAGGAAUCCUAUUUCUUCUCGAGUCAUGUGAACCCUUUCAAUCUUUCUUGUCUUCAUUCCUUAUUAGGGUUAGGGUUUUUAGCUUCCCCUGCCACUCCCCUUGUUUAUCUCUCGUGCUAUCCUCAGACCAAGCGCCAAGUUACUUCCUUUUCCCUCCCUUCUGGGUUAUUGGAGCAUUGGGAAUUUCGUUGUUCGUGAAUUUGUCUCUCUGUCGCUCGUUGAGCCUUCCCUUCUGUUUCUGGAUCUGAAUCUGUUGCGGGCCGUCAAUGGAAGCCAGGAAGAGAGGGAGGCCUGAAGCCAGCGGCAACUCUAAUGGUGGAUUCAAGAAAUCUAGACAAGGUCAGUCUCUCUUUCACUUCGGUGCUUUUCCUCUUUGUUAGUUGAGAUUGCGAAAGCUCCGGUUAGUUUCGACCUUAUUUUGGGCGUCCGGUGAAUUGUAAUUGCAGCAGAGAGUUAUGCCAAGUUAUUUUCAGUUUGUUUCUGCCUUCUUUUUUUUUUGUGCGAGGAACUGGAAGUCUGCUUUGAUAGAAUUUGUAGUUGCAGUAGUAUGUCUGUUUUCAGCUUAGGAAGUACUCUGCUUGUUUUGAUUCAUUCGUUUCUACAAAGAAACGGUAGAGAAACAGAUUUGUCUUGGAGUUUCCUGUUUCAUGAAGCAUUCAAUUCUUCAAUUUAAGUACCUCGACUAAUGGACUGUAGAAUUCGUGUUAGCAAUAGGAUCAUAUAGUCACUCUCAGUCGAAUCAUCGUGUAUUUAUGUAAGUGGUAUAGUGCUUGGAAUGUUGAUUUCUUUAUGAACGAAUGAAGUUGUUAGUACUAGAACUCUGCUAAGUUGAACUAUAAUAUCGUCUAGUUGAGAUUUAAAAAUCUUCCAGAACAUCAACUGAGAAAACCCAAUUAAUGUUUGUUAUCAGAAAUGGACUCGUUAUCAACCGGUGUAGGAAGCAAAUCGAAGCCAUGCACCAAAUUUUUCAGGUUCUAAUCUUUUCUCACCUAAAUAAUCGUCUUGGACUGCACAUUGUUGUAUCACCAGUUAGUACAAACUUCAAAUUUACUGCACUUAUGACUCAAGGUUUCUGCUUCUCUAAUGAAAUGGGUAUUAUACACUUACAGGUACAAGUUUGUAACUCUGACCGCAUCAAAUCAAGUUAACUAAUUGAAUUAGUUGGCACCUGUUUACUUGGAUAAUUAUAUCCGGACAAUAUAUUUGAUCACUAAGGAAGCUGUUCAUGCUUGAUUCAAAGUGAAAUUGUUGCCACAAAGGAUGUCAUGGAGAUGGGGUUAAUUGUAAAUUCUUCAAGUUUAAGUGCGUAAAUGUUACUAUUGAAUGCAAACUACUGGUAAGCUAAAUAUUAAGCAGUUUCUCAGGUAAGACGAAUCGCAUUUUGGUUAUAAAUUACAAAGUGUCUUUGCAGAAACUGUGGUUUUGCUGGUUUAACAGUAAUGCGUAUGUUUCUAAUCUUAAGAAAACUGAAUGUUUGUCGCACUCUUCUAUCAAGUAAGCAUUUAUCAUAUCAAGGAACUAGUCAAGUAUCAUUGUUUGGAACUAGUCAAGUAACCAUUUCAAUUUUUAAAAGUCUAAACCUUGCACCCUGAUUGAUUUCUGACCCCCAAGACUUGUAUGCUACACUUCCGACCUCUGUGCUUCUCUGUUUUGCUGAUUUCGCCACUUGUAUACUUCUGUUGCAGUACUAACGGGUGUCCAUUUGGUGAGAGCUGCCACUUCUUGCACUAUGUACCGGGUGGUUACAAUGCGGUCUCCCAAAUAAUGAAUCGGUCCUCCGCCCCUCCCAUGCCGAGGAAUAUCACUACCCCACCACCUAUGUCCUAUGGCAACACGCCUCCUGGUCCUCCCUAUGGUUCUUCUUCCUCCUCCCCUUCAAUCAAAAACCGCAUGUGUAACAAAUACAGCAGUGCAGAAGGGUGUAAAUAUGGCGACAAAUGCCAUUUCGCACAUGGUGAGUGGGAGCUUGGAAGGCCAGUUCCUCCAUCUCAUGACGAUCCUCGGAUGAUGGGUGGGCCUAUGCCUCCGAUGCAGGGGCGUAUGGGAGGGAUGCGAAUGGACCCACCACACCAACCUGGCCCGGUCCCCGGGUUUGGCGAUACAGCAACUACCAAAAUCAGUGUGGAUUCUUCCCUCGCGGGAGCCAUUAUUGGGAAAGGCGGCGUGAAUUCCAAGCAGAUAUGUCGGCAGACUGGCGUGAAGCUUUCGAUCAGGGACCACGAGACGGACCCCAACUUGAGGAACAUUGAGCUCGAUGGGACCCUCGAGCAGGUCGGCAGAGCUAGCGCAAUGGUGAGAGAGCUGAUCGGGAACGUUGGUCAUGGAGGUGGUGGGCAUGGGAGAGGAGGCCCAGGAGCUUCUGGAGAGAAGCAGCAUCCAGGUAGCAAUUACAAGACCAAGAUAUGUGAUAACUUUAACAAAGGGACUUGCAGUUUUGGUCAGAGAUGCCACUUUGCUCAUGGUGCUGCCGAGUUGCGGAACUCGGGUGCAGGAGGAGUGUGAAAAUUGUAAGUGUUUGUUGUUCCGGAUCUCUUUAGGAUAUGGCUAGUUUAGCUUGGCUGGUUGAGUUUGUGUGAAAGAGAGAGACAUGGGUGUAUUGGGGGAGCUCUGUUUUUGACUGUGUUAGGGGGAUAGAUAAUAUGUUAAGUGGAAGAGACAUGGUUGUUCAUACCAGCAUUCUUUUUAAACGUUUUUGUCUUCCCAUGUUUAAGCUAGUGCAUCGCAUCGUUAGUUAACUUCUUCAUUUGAUUGCUGGACGAACUUGUUUUUCAUUUUGGUGGCCUGGAAACUUGCUUGCAAAGUAGUAUUAAGUAGUCUGAUUGUAGGGAUGAGAAUCAGGUGCACAUAUCUCCGGAAUGGCAGUAGAACUUUAGAGCUUCUUGUUUUUGCGUGCAAAUGCAAUGCCAGAAUUGUGGGUCUUUUUUUUUUUUGGUUGUUGUUGCUAGUGGUUCCUGACAGCGGGAGCUUUUGCUACCUCCCAUGAACGUGAUAAGCUACAGUGAUUGAGUCCGAGCUAAUAUCGAUGAAAGUAUGAGGUUCUAAAUUUGGUCGAUCAUACUAAAUUCUAUGUGUUUAAAGAAUUUUUCUAUGUAUUUAAAGAAUUUUGUUGCCCAUCUUUUUCAAAGUGGGAUCCUGAUGCCCCUCUCAAGGGCUCCCUCCGCCACCGACCCUAACAGUAAUCCUAAUAGCCGAAUACAACCCUAACGAUAACUCUUAUCCCCUAACCCCUCAACCUUCCAUGUAAUCUCUAAUAAUAAUCAAUAAUUAUCCCACAAAAUUAUUAAAAGAAAGUAGGGUACAUGAUCCAGAAUUUAGAUUAGAGUGUUGUGUUCGUAUAUUUUUAUUGUUAUUAUAUCUUAAUAUCUUAAAUAUACUACUAGCAAUAUAAAAGGAUGGUUGGAUAAUAAUCUAUAAAUUUUAAAUUAAUAUUAAUAAAAUGAAAAAUUGACAAAAAAAAAAAAGAAAAAGAAAUGAGUACUAAGAAUAAAUGAUUUCCUUGUGCAGGUUUCUAAGAAUUCUUUUAUUUUUUUGUGUCUUUGCCAUUCGUGAUGUGCAGAUGCGAUAAGACGCAAUUUUUGUAAGUUUUGUAGUCCUGGGUUUUAUCCGGUAAAAUGUUAAAAUGUUAAUAAUAAAUAUAUUCCUAGUUGUGUCGUAACACGAAACAACUCCUUUAGUUAUAUAUAGCUUAUGUUUGGCCCAGCUUUUAGAAGUGCUUUUCGACUUCAAAAGCUGAAGAAGGGCCAAACACCUCUAAAAACUCGGCUUUUGAAAAGCGCUUUUGUAUAACAUAAAAGCAGAAGCUUCGGUUUGGAGCUUCUGCGAAAAACUGUUUUGAAAAUACAAAAUUAUCCUUACCAUAUUUUAAUUUUAUUUCAAAAAAUAUAAUUUUAUUUCAUUU
Molecule: messenger RNA, 4005 nt
Organism: Linum trigynum
Lineage: Eukaryota; Viridiplantae; Streptophyta; Magnoliopsida; Malpighiales; Linaceae
Source: the annotation of a GenBank genome assembly